This is a messenger RNA of Carassius gibelio (silver crucian carp), 3581 nucleotides long. RefSeq names its product VPS18 core subunit of CORVET and HOPS complexes (gene vps18). NCBI's taxonomy places the organism in Eukaryota, Metazoa, Chordata, Actinopteri, Cypriniformes, Cyprinidae. Gene Ontology annotation, molecular function: protein-macromolecule adaptor activity. The record is from RefSeq and is a predicted model, not a curated record. Gene Ontology annotation, cellular component: HOPS complex; endosome. Gene Ontology annotation, biological process: intracellular protein transport; organelle fusion; lysosome organization. The transcript has 5 exons. The coding region runs from base 343 to 3267 and encodes 974 amino acids.
AAUCACAUGAUAUUCAUCAGCUGACCAAGACAACGAUGCCUUGCACACAACGCAGCUCGGUCUUUUAGUUAUUUUCCUUAUUCAUUGAUAAAAUAUAAUUUAGAGAUCCAUUUCGUUUUAUUUUGUAUUUGUUUUAGUUCCAGUAUAUAUUCCUUAGCACAUUGCGGGGGUAACUUUAUAUCAGUAAAUUAGCUUUUGAACUGGACAUUUAGCUCACAUGCUAGCGUGUUAUGGGUGGGAGCGGCUGGUAGAAAUACUGUACGUCGUCUUUACAUACAGUGUAAACACAGUUUCAGUGUUUGUUACACAUACUUUAGUUUUGUGAAUAUAUGAUAAUUUGCAAUGGCAUCUAUUCUGGAUCAAUAUGAAGAUUCUCAGAACAUCCGUCAACACAGCCGUGUGUCUGCGGCCAACAUCGGGAUCACUCAUUCAGGGUUUGUGAAUGUAAGGUUGGAGGAAGAGAAACCUAUUUUCAACAAGCAGCGUAUCGAUUUCUCACCUCCCGAAAAAAUCAACCAUUUCUCAGUGUGCAACAACCAGUUAUGCAUGAGUCUGGGGAAAGACACCCUGCUGAGAAUUGAUCUCGGAAAACCUGAUCAGCCAAAUCAGAUUGAACUGGGAAGAAAGGAUGAUAGCAAAGUGCACAAACUUUUCUUAGAUCCUACAGGGUCACAUUUAGUCAUCAGCCUCGCCACAAACGAAUGUGUAUACCUAAACCGAAACACUCAAAAGGUCCGAAGUCUGUCACGAUGGAGAGGUCACCUGAUUGAGAGCAUAGGAUGGAACAAAUUAACAGGCUCUGAGACCAACACCGGGCCGAUUCUGGUCGGCACCAGCCAGGGAAUCAUCUUUGAAGCGGAGAUCUCUGCCUCCGAGGGCUCUCUGUUCAACACUAACCCAGACCAGUACUUCAGACAGGUUCAUUCCCUGGAGGAGGAUGGGAAGCCAGCUCCGGUUUGUUGCCUCGAGGUGGAACGUGGCUUGGAAUCCAAGUACUUCAUUGUUGCGACCACACGGAAACGCCUCUUCCAGUUCGUAGGAAAGCUGGCGGAGGGAUCCGAGCAGCAGGGGUUCAGCUCCAUCUUUGCCCAGAACCAGGAUCUCCUACCCAGCUUCCAGGAGUUUCCAGUCAAUAUGGGCUACAGUGAGAUUACGUUCUACACCUCGAAGCUGCGCAGUUCCCCGAAGGCCUUUGCAUGGAUGAUGGGAAAUGGGGUUUUGUAUGGACAGCUUGACUACGUGCGGCCCGACUCUCUACUCAGUGAUGUUCAAGUGUGGGAAUACACACCAGACAUUGAUCUAAACUUCAUCAAGCCCAUCUCUAUAGUACUCACACAGUUUCACUUCCUGCUCCUGCUCCCAGAUCGCGUCAAGGGUAUCUGCACUCUGAAUGGGCAGGUAGUGCACGAAGAUGUGUUUCCAGAGAAGUUCGGCACGCUAAAAAAGAUGAUCAAAGAUCCCAUCACUGGGCUCGUGUGGAUCUACACCGAGAAAGCUGUGUUUCGCUACCACAUCCAGAGGGAGGCGCGGGACGUUUGGCAGAUGUACAUGAGCAUGAAUAAGUUUGACCUGGCCAAAGAGUACUGCAAAGACCGCCCAGAAUGCCUAGAUAUGGUGCUCGCCAAAGAGGCCGAGCACUGCUUCCAGAACAAGCGCUACAUGGAGAGCGCCAAAUGCUAUGCUCUCACUCAGAACUACUUUGAAGAGAUUGCGCUGAGGUUCAUCGAGGCCAAGCAGGAGGAGGCCUUGAAAGAGUUUCUGAUUAAGAAGCUGAGCAACUUCAAGCCCACAGAGAAGACUCAGAUCACCCUGCUGGUCACCUGGCUGACAGAACUCUAUCUCAACCAGCUUGGUCAACUGGAGGCCGAUGACGGCAAACAACACCUCUUCCUGGAGACCCGCGAAGAGUUCCGCACCUUUCUUAAAAGCCCCAAACACAAAGAGUGCUUCUACAACAAUCGCAACACCAUCUACGACCUGCUCGCUAGUCACGGCGACGUGGACAACAUGGUGUAUUUCUCGGUCAUCAUGCAAGAUUAUGAACGCGUUAUAUCUCAUUACUGCCAGCAUGACGACUACAGCGCAGCUUUAGAUGUUCUCUCCAAACACUGCGACGACAAGCUCUUCUACAAGUUCUCCCCGGUCCUCAUGCAGCACAUCCCCAAAAAGGUGGUCGAUGCAUGGAUUCAGAUGGGAAAUCGGUUGGAUCCCAAGAAUCUGAUCCCAGCACUGGUGAACUACAGCCAGAUGGGCAGUAUGCAGCAGAUAAACGAGACCAUCCGGUACAUGGAGUUCUGUGUUUAUGAGCUGGAUGUCAAAGACGAAGCCAUUCACAAUUACUUGCUCUCGCUUUAUGCCAAACACAAGCCAGAUUCUCUGUUGUGGUACCUCGAACAAGCAGGAACGCAUGUCUCCGACAUCCACUAUGACUUGAAAUAUGCCUUGCGCCUUUGUGCCGAACAUGGGUACCUGCAGGCCUGUGUCUUGGUGUACAAGAUUAUGGAGCUGUAUGAGGAAGCUGUGGAUCUAGCUCUACAGGUGGAUGUAGAUUUGGCCAAGUCUUGCGCCGACCUUCCAGAGGACGACGAGGAGUUGAGGAAGAAGCUGUGGCUGAAGAUUGCUCGUCAUGUGGUUCAGGAGGAGAAAGAUGUCAAGAAGGCCAUGAACUGUCUGUCCAGUUGCAACCUUCUUAAGAUUGAGGACAUCUUGCCUUUCUUUCCAGAUUUUGUUACGAUAGACCACUUCAAGGAGGCUAUUUGCAACUCCCUGGAAGAGUACAACCAACACAUUGAGGAGCUGAAACAAGAAAUGGAGGAGGCCACGGAAAGUGCCAAACGCAUCCGUGAAGACAUCCAGGAGAUGAGGAACAAGUACGGCGUGGUGGAGUCUCAGGAAAAAUGUGCCACUUGUGAUUUCCCAUUGCUCAACCGACCUUUCUAUCUCUUCCUUUGUGGGCACAUGUUCCAUUAUGAUUGCCUUUUACAGGAAGUCAUCCCUCACCUCUCUUCCUAUAAGCAGAAUAAAUUGGAGGAGCUACAGAAGAAGCUGGCAGCGACCACGCAGACCACCAAAUCCAGGCACAGGCCCAGAGAGGAGGAUACGGUCAGCUUAGGCAAGGGUCAAGGAAGCAGAGAGCAGAUCAAGUCAGACAUUGAUGACAUCAUAGCGUGUGAGUGUGUCUACUGUGGAGAGCUAAUGAUCAAAUCCAUUGACAAGCCUUUCAUAGAUCCACAGAAGUUUGAUCAAGAGAUGUCCAGCUGGCUCUGAAGGACACACUUCUCCAUGAGUUCUUUUGAGGGCUGCUGUUGAUCAUUGUACAUAUGCUGAAAGUUUAAGUGUUUGUGCAUUGUGAAAGUAGUAAUUUGUUUAGAAUGUUAUAUGCUACAUGCUGAAUUAAUGAGCAUUAACAUGAUUCUGUUAACAGAUAUGUACUUUACAAACGGUCUUCUUUGAUUUUAUGUUGCUUAGUCACUUCAAAAUUUAAUAUGCACUUCAUUUUGCAUUAUGAGUAAUGUGAAUAAUAUCUUUCUUUUUUUUAAUGUAUGCAGCAAAAAAUAAUAAAUGAUUGCUAUUUGACCAGA